This is a messenger RNA of Oikopleura dioica, 249 nucleotides long. Lineage: Eukaryota; Metazoa; Chordata; Appendicularia; Copelata; Oikopleuridae. The record is from the annotation of a GenBank genome assembly.
AUGUUGGCGGCGAAGAAGGACUCGCCUAUUCGACUUUUGCCUCUUGCCAGAUAUGUCACAAUGAAGGAAUCGACCCUCCCUGACCGCGAAAUCCCUGACGACGAAAAAGAGUGCAUAAGCCAAUCCGAAGCUGAAGAAAACGCUGAGAAAUCUACCACCUACCUUGCCUUCAUCUGCGCCAUCCUCAUCGUCGUCGGCAUCAUCCUCGAAGCUACUGUCAACGCCGAACUUACCGACCCACAGAACUAG